Aspergillus oryzae RIB40 is the source of this 1017-nucleotide messenger RNA. RefSeq names its product lysophosphatidic acid acyltransferase LOA1. The transcript is spliced from 3 exons. Gene Ontology annotation, molecular function: acyltransferase activity. The coding region runs from base 1 to 1017 and encodes 338 amino acids. The record is from RefSeq and is a predicted model, not a curated record. Lineage: Eukaryota; Fungi; Ascomycota; Eurotiomycetes; Eurotiales; Aspergillaceae.
AUGGAGAAAUUCACUCAGUUCCGAGAUCGAGGGUCGGGAAUUGCGCCUUUCCUUCCUAUUCCACCUCAACCCGCCGGCUUUCAGCUGCCGUUACGCGUCUUCCUCUUCUUUUUCCGUCUUCCGCUGUUUAUCUUCGUUUGUGUCAGCUACUUCCUCGUGCUACAAUGGCUUCCGAUUGGAUCGCUAGGGAAGAAGGCAUCCUUGUGGUGUAUUCUAGGGGUGCCCAGCAUAUGGUGGAUUGAUCUUCAAGUGGACGGCGUGAGGAAAGGAUCCCUCUCCAAGCAACAUCAAGCGCGUCUUCCAGGUCCAGGCUCCGUCAUUGCCUCCUCGUUUACAUCCCCCAUCGACGCAGUCUACCUGGCCGCCAUAUUCGACCCCGUCUUCACUGCUUCCUACCCGAACUCGCGGAAGGUCGAACAGAUCUCCCUCUUCCAGGCGAUCCUGCGCGCAUUCGCCAUCCCGCAAGCUAACCCACCCCCGAAAGCACGCUUGGUGGAUCUUGCGACCUUAGUCAAGAAAAACCCCGGGCGACCCAUCGUCACGUUCCCCGAAUGCACGACCACCAAUGCGCGGGGCAUCCUGCCCCCCAGCCCCUCGCUCUUGAGUGUGGCCCCGAAGACUAAGAUCUACCCCGUCAGCCUGCGGUAUACCCCGGCUGAUGUUGUGACGCCACUUCCCGGAAGUUAUGUGAGCUUCUUGUGGACGCUGCUCAGCAAACCCACGCACUGUAUCCGGGUGCGCAUUGCCGAGGGGGUGGUGAGUGGAGUUGAUGGAGAGGGCGGAUUCACUACCCGGAAGUCUACGUAUGAUACCAACUAUUUGGAUACACUGGACAAGGAUAGUACGUAUGGAUCCCUGGACACGGAGGAUGCAGAGUUGACGCGGGCUGAGAAGGCCUUGUUGGACAAUGUGGCAGACUCCCUGGCACGUCUGGGAAGAGUCAAGCGGGUUGGAUUGGGCGUUCCGGAGAAGAAGGAUUUUGUCCGAAUGUGGACGAAGACGCGACGAACAUGGUGA